AGGGGGAUGUGGUGCUGCCGCGGCCGCCACCGCAGCUGCCGCUGCCUGCUCUUUGCCGCGUCUUCCCGGAGGCGGCUGCUGGGAGCCGUCGGGAGCAGCUGAGCUGCUCUGCCAUAUUGUGUCUUCCCCUGCCCGUCCCUCGCCUCCCCGCUGCGGCGGCCGAGCAGACGAACUGUAAGAGUAAAUGGGUCCAGUAAUUGGAAUGACUCCAGAAAAGAGAGCUGAAACUCCAGGAGCUGAAAAGGUUGCAGGAUUAAGCCAGAUUUACAAAAUGGGAAGCUUGCCUGAAGCUGUUGAUGCUGCCAGGCCAAAGGCCACUGUAGUGGACAGUGAGUCAGCAGAUGAUGAACUCACAAACUUGAACUGGCUUCAUGAAAGUACUAAUCUUCUAACAAACUUCAGCUUUGGAAGUGAGGGUCUUCCAAUCGUUAGUCCAUUGUAUGACAUAGAGGGAGAUGAUGUGCCAUCCUUAGGACCAUCUUGCUAUCAGAACCCAGAAAAAAAAUCAGCAACUGCAAAGCCCCCAUACUCCUUUAGUCUUCUCAUUUACAUGGCUAUUGAACACUCUCCAAAUAAAUGUUUGCCUGUCAAAGAAAUUUAUAGCUGGAUUUUGGACCGCUUCCCAUAUUUUGCUACUGCACCAACAGGCUGGAAGAAUUCUGUUCGACAUAAUCUGUCCCUGAAUAAAUGUUUUCAGAAAGUGGAAAGAAGCCAUGGCAAGGUUAAUGGGAAAGGUUCCUUAUGGUGUGUUGAUCCAGAAUAUAAACCCAACCUUAUGCAGGCACUGAAGAAGCAACCUUUUUCCUCAGCAUUGACAUUUUACACCCCUCCUGCAUCUCCACAAAGUGGCUCUUUAUCACCUCACUUCUUAAACUCUGUACUCAAGCAGAACCAGGUGCGAACCCUCAAAGAAUCUGAUAUUGAUGCUGCCACUGCAAUGAUGCUUUUAAAUACUUCUAUAGAACAAGGAAUUUUAGAAUGUGAGAAGCCUCUUCCUCUUAAAACAGCAAUGCAAAAAAAGAGGAGUCACAGCAGUGCAUUUAAUCAUCCCAGUACUGUGAGAUUGCAAGAGAGUGAUUCUUUGGCCACGAGCAUUGAUCCAAAAGAAGACCACAAUUACAGCGCAAGUAGCAUGGCAGCACAGCGCUGUGCAUCCAGGUCUAGCGUGUCUUCUCUGUCCUCUGUGGAUGAGGCGUAUGAUUUUAUCCCAAAGAGCAGCCAUGUGGGAAGUGAUGGCAGUGAAGGAUUUCACAGUGAAGAAGAUACAGAUGUCGAUUAUGAAGAUGAUCCUCUUGGAGACAGUGGCUAUGCAUCACAGGCUUGUGCAGAUACCUCUGAAAAAGGGCAGCCAGGCAAAAAGAUGCGUAAACAGUUAUGUCAAGAAAUUGAUGAGGAGCUCAAAGAGGCAGCUGGAUCUCUGCUCCACCUUGCUGGAAUCCGUACAUGUCUGGGUUCCCUAAUAAGUACUGCAAAGACACAAAAUCAAAAGCAGCGGAAAAAAUAGAAAUACUUAUUAGUGUGAAAUUAUUUUCAAGUGUGGCAAUACUCUUCUACUUAAUUCUUUACAAGGGAUAUCAAAGCCAUAAUGGACUUCUUUUGGUUUAGGGUGGGGGAGGGGUGCUAAUUACCUGUUUAUUUCAAAACAUUUGUUUGAAUCUUUAUUAAAUAAUUGCUGUUAGGACCAUGCCCAACCAUAGAUACGAUGCCAAGCCCUAAAAGCAUAAUUUUUGUGAUAAGUGUCUUUAAAAUUUGGAAAUUUUUUAUAGGAAAAUCCACAGCCUGUGUCUUAAAACUUGUAGGAAGUAUCUUUUAUUAUUAAUAUGUUAAAGUGUAAGAAUUGGCAACUCUGUAGCUUUUUCUCAUUUUCUUUUCCAAUCAUUUGUAAUUAGCUAUAGUUGCUGAUCCAGCCAAAAAUGUUGCUGAUGUCUUUCUCACAUACUUCUCUCUGGACACAUGCAACCCAGUAGAAUGAGAUUUGGAUUUUUUAUUUUGUCUUAAUUUUUGUUUUUAAUUAUUUUUUGUUGAAGCGUGGACAUACUUGAAUAUAAAUUGGAAAAGGUCCUAGAUGUCUAGAAAGCUCCUUUUGGUUACAUAGGCAGGAAGUACAGCAAAGAGUUCUAAAAUUUAGAAAAGGCAGUUUUAUGGUAAAAUUUCAUCUAAGAACACUCCAAUUCCUAUUACAAUAUUAUCUUUGAUUUUUUUUUUCUUCCCAGAUGUUGCAUAACAUUUACUGGGGCCUUUUGUUUGUUCCCAAAGUGCUUUGCAACCAUUGUUUGAAUUUUAGCCACUAGCUGUCUUUGUUGAAUGGAAACAAUCCAAUGAGAGGAUAUAGCCAUAAAGUGUGUUACAGGGUUAGCACCCAUUUUGACACACUUUUUGCAAUAAGAGAAUCUUUCAUGUGUUGUUAAAUGGACUGCAUUCUGGGAAUUUUGUAGUAGGAAUGGAGUGUAAUCUAAUAGAAAUAUUUUGAAUAGUUACUACUUAUGUCCUUUUAAAUAAAGAUAGAUCAUUUAGGAAAAAGCUUCUGUUCGAGGUUUGUAUGAAUUAAAUCUGUAUGUAUUCCUAGUUAAAUUUAAAAGGAUUUAACAAAACUAUAGAGACAAAGUACCUUCAUGAGUUUUAAAAUUCACAUACAAUUAAAUCUUAUACAGUAUACGCUUUGGGGGAGGCAGUAUAAUAUAUGUGCCAUUUAUUCCAUGCUAAAAGAUUUUAUAUUGCUGUUCCAAAGGUGCACUAAAGCUUUUAAGUAUUUGAACAAAUCUGCUUCUGUGAGACAUUUUUCCAUAUCAUUUUUAUAGUUUGACUUUAUUAUUUAGAAAGAACACAGGAUACUAAUAAAACUAAACUUACUCAUUAUGUAUAUAUUUUUACAGUAGUGGGAGCAACUUUCCAAAAGUUCAGUCUUAUCUUAUGGUACAUUCUGUUUUAUAACAAUGACCUUGUUUUCAUUUUUCUGAUAAUUUCGUAUAUACAUACAUACAUACAUACAUAGAUACAUAGGCUCAUGAUUUGGGUUGGUUACUUCAGCUGUUUCUAUGACUAAAGCAUUUUCUUGGAUUUUUUUUUAAGAGAUACUUUUAUUUUCAUUUGUAAAUUUUAUUUGAGCAAAACUGUUGAAUGAGAAGCAUAAUGGAAAACAUCUUUUUCAAUUGGUAAAACUUUAAGCCAGGGAUAACAACAUUAAUAUUACCUGUCCUGUUUCCAUGUUCAUUGUAAUUAAACUUGGAUAGCCAUGUUAAUAGUAUCGGUGCUGUUGAAAUACAGUAAUUUUUAAAUUUGUUGAUAAUGAAAAAUAGUUCUUAA
Molecule: messenger RNA, 3303 nt
Organism: Lontra canadensis (Northern American river otter)
Lineage: Eukaryota; Metazoa; Chordata; Mammalia; Carnivora; Mustelidae
Gene: FOXN2
Product: forkhead box N2
Exons: 6
Coding region: 185-1504 (439 amino acids)
Biological process (GO): regulation of DNA-templated transcription
Cellular component (GO): nucleus
Molecular function (GO): DNA-binding transcription factor activity; cis-regulatory region sequence-specific DNA binding
Source: RefSeq, a predicted model, not a curated record